GAUGGGAAGGGCCACCUCACAGUGUCUCAGUUCAAGGGCAAGAGGGGCUUCAUGGCUUCUAAGGGCAAAGGGCCUAUGCCUCAGGGCAGUGCUCAGCCAAGUGCUGAGGGCAGUGCUCAGCCAAGCGCUCAGGGCAGUGCUCAGCCAAGCGCUCAGGAGCCACCUCCUCCUCCUCCCAUUUAUCCCUAUGCCAGCUCAAUCACUGAGCGCAUCAGCAAAUGGGGGGGGAAGUUGGAGGGCAUUGCAGCUGAUGCCAUGGAGUAUGAGAAGAAGCUCCUCCAGGCUCAGGAAAAACUCAGGACUGAGUGCGAAUUCCUGAGAGAGGCUGAGUUGCAGCUGAAAGAUUUGAGGCAGGUGGCCUCAGAGAAGGUCACUGAGCUGGAACAAUCUCAGACUGCACUUGCCCAGGAAAGGACUCAGCAGCUGGCCAAGCAGCUUGCUGAGGCAGGGCUUUGUCAGUACACUGCUGCUGAGCUUCAGAAAGCUUUGGAAUUCAUGAAGGCCUCAGGGGAGAGUGCACCAUCUCAGAUGGCUGCUGAGGAAAAGACAACAGCUCAACCUCAGCCACCUCAGCCAAAGGCACCUCCUCCUGAGCUGGAGCCUAAGAACAAG
Molecule: messenger RNA, 612 nt
Organism: Durusdinium trenchii
Lineage: Eukaryota; Dinophyceae; Suessiales; Symbiodiniaceae
Source: the annotation of a GenBank genome assembly